AUGAUCAUCCGGGAUGAGACAUCACGUGCAGAGUCGAGUCUGCCGGCCGAUCUGCGCUUUGCGAAACAUCACGUCGUCCAAGCUCUGGAUUUUAGCAAAGAUGACAGCGAGUUCCAUCGACUGCUUCGGCUUCUUGAUACUUCCUAUCAGGACAUGGACAACAUCUUCGUAUCGAACGGCUUGGUUGGCAUGGAUAUCACUCCAGGCGAGAUUCACAUUCGGGAACGAACCAAAGGCAGCUACCGGUAUUUGGAGUUCUUCAGCACCAACAUCUUGCCAUUCGAGCUGGUCGCAACGAAACAAGCUACUUGGGCUUAUUUCAAGGGAAUCGAGAAGCAUCUUGGCUACGGAAAUUUGUACAAGAAAGCAGCCAAGGAUCUUGACGAACCUUUUACUGUCGUGGAGGACCUAACCAAGGAGCUAUACGCUGGCAAAGCUAGAGCAGAUAUUCGAAUUAGACAAGUUAUUCGACGAUAUGUCGAAGACGAGCAAGACGUUGUGAUACGAGUUUACCGCGCGAUGCCAAUUGAGAUCAAGUUAUUCGACGAUAUGUCGAAGACGAGCAAGACGUUAAAAAGCAACGGGGGCCAGAGAUGGUUGGCCGGCGCAAAAACGCGUCGCGAGUCAGAAGCGUUCCUCGCCCGCCUGGAAGGCAAAAGCUCGGAGGGUCGGGUGCGCUUGACUGCCCAGCACACAGCAUACCUGAACGGAGAGAGGGAGACGGAUGCCGACUUCGGGAACGAGGCCGCGGGGGCAACGCAGACGACUACGGUGGCCGCGACGAAGGUAAGGCAGACGACGACGGCUAUGACUCGUGGGCAAUCCAUUCCGGCGCUUCCGAGCCGACCACCUGUUGGAAAGACGGCGUCGUACAUUGCAGCGGCAAAGAAGCUGCGGGCAGCUCGUCUCGCAGCUAAGGCCAAAGCGGAGCAAAAAACUAAAAAAGGGAAAAAGAAGAUGACCAAGGUCCAGCGCGAAGCUUUGGCGAAGGAAAGGAAUGCGUUCAAAGAAAUCGAAGCUGUAGCCCGUGUGGAGUCUAUAUCUGCACGACGUGAUGCCGAGAAAGCAAGGGAACGUGCGCACGUGGUCGACGAAGAACGCAGCGGGGCUGAAGCGCGCCAAGCAGCGCUGAAAGCACUAGCAGCAGCAAGGAGGAAGGAAUCGUCAAAGUCUCCCGCAGCGAAGAAGCAGAAGAAAACCGCCAGUCCGCACCUUGCUGAACCAGUUGAGGAUUCAGAUGCAGACGACGAGAGUAUGCUGUCUGCAUCAAAGGUUUUGAGUAUGGACACGACUGAGCCACUCACGUCUUCCGCUCCAGCUAUGAAUGCAUCCGUUGAAGAUUAUGAUAAUGGAGCUCUCAACUCGGACUUGGAUGGCGAAGGCGAAGAUUCGGAUAACUGGUAUAUUGAGGAGCAGGACUUGUAUGCAAAGCACACGGACGACGACCUUCUCAGCGAAGAUGCAUACUAG
This is a messenger RNA of Phytophthora infestans T30-4, 1470 nucleotides long. Its product is annotated as M96 mating-specific protein family. The coding region runs from base 1 to 1470 and encodes 489 amino acids. The record is from RefSeq and is a predicted model, not a curated record. The transcript is spliced from 5 exons. Lineage: Eukaryota; Oomycota; Peronosporomycetes; Peronosporales; Peronosporaceae.